CUCACCUGCAGACUACUAUCGUGUUUUCUCCCCGCAGGAGUGGUCUCGUACUCAACCAAAUACGUUUUGUUUAUCAGCGGUAUUCGUUUUGCAAUGAACUUCGACGCGGAAAACACUGUCGGUGAUCCCGGACCCUCGACAACCGCUGCACAAGAGCCUGACUUGGUCCCUCAAGCCGUGCAAUCCAUACUGGCGGACACCAUUAACAGUUUCUUGACUGAGACUGGAUAUAGUCCGGGGCUCCUGAUCGAGCUACGUGCACAGCGCGACUGGCUCGACCGACUGCGCGAUGAGAAUGCGCGACUAUUCCACGAUAACAGCAAGCUCGCCCAGUUGGUCCCCCAGUUGGUCGCCAUGCAGAACGAGCGCAUCGCGGCAGGCAGGCCAGUGGAGAGUGGCAGCGGAGCGAACAGGACACCUCGCACACAUGCACAGGAUGGGAAUGUCAUGCAUGAGCUGCAGCAGAGGAUACAGGAGAUUGAGGCAGAUUAUAACAGGCUCCUCGUCCGGCACAACGAGCUCAUAGCACAGCAUCAACAUGUGAUACAGGAGAACGAAGUGUUGAGAGCAGAGAAUUCACGUUUGAGACAGUGUGCACCACCGCCGGAGCUGGCUGCGCAUUUUCCUAUGAUGCCACUGCAGGCCCCGGCUUCUCAACAGCCAAAAAAUGCACUGCCUAAUUUCUUUGGGCAAUCAUUACAUUUUAUCCCAAGGAAGAGUGCGAUUUCAGGGCCCAGUACAAUAUCUCCAUCAAACGGACUGAUUCCAAGUAGUGGCAGUACAGUACCGUCCACCGUGGCGAUGAACACCAUGGAGAUUGGCCAGCAGCCGGUGCAGUCCGUUCGUGGGACGAAAGAUGCGCAGGUGAUUGAUCUGACUGACGAUGAUGAGGCAGAGGUGAAGGUGGGGGUCCAAACGUCAAGUAUGGAUGUGGACACACAUCAACGUGACAAUGCAACGGCAUCGCGCCAUCAUGAACUCGAUGGAGGUGCGGAGACUGAGAAAAGCAUGGGCAUGAGUGCUGCAGUGCGUAGCGAUGCGGUCGAAGGCGAGGAUGACUUGCCGGGCGACCGGCUGCAAGAGUUCAUUGACCAGGUCUUCAUCGCGGACGAGGAAGAGGAAAACAGUGGGAAGCUCUGGUGCCGGAUGUGCGAGGCUCGGCACAAAGCAGGCGCGUUUUCAGAACCCCCUGAGCCAUUCGUGAACGCGCCCAUCAAGCAGCUCGCGCAGCACUGGAAGGAGAAGCAUCCUGCUGCUUGGGAGACGCUGAAGCAGCGCGUGCUGGAGAAGCAGAGCUCAGACUAGACAUCUGUUUGCUGCGAAAGAUAUAACGAAUCGAUCAAAAGGACACGGCUUAACAGUCUCGCGGAUGUACCAGUAAUAUCAAGCGUGAUGUUGUGCGAGGUGCGAAUACAUAGGGCAGGAUCCCUCAUCUGAUG
Messenger RNA from Laetiporus sulphureus 93-53, 1439 nucleotides. RefSeq lists its product as uncharacterized. The record is from RefSeq and is a predicted model, not a curated record. The transcript has 4 exons. Bases 94 to 1305 code for a protein of 403 amino acids. Lineage: Eukaryota; Fungi; Basidiomycota; Agaricomycetes; Polyporales; Laetiporaceae.